GGAGGCGGAGGAGGGGUAGGAGGAGAAGGAGAAGAUUCUGACGGCAGCAAUAGAGCUUCACCAACGAACAGAGGUAUAGCUUCAGGCGCAGCGAUCGUACAAGUCCCAACGGCCAGUGUCCAGGCCGCCCGGUCCGGCAAGUGGGUGCUGGUUAUCGCCGGCUUGCUGAUGGUCUUGUAG
Messenger RNA from Colletotrichum abscissum, 180 nucleotides. RefSeq lists its product as uncharacterized. The annotation marks the transcript as partial. The record is from RefSeq and is a predicted model, not a curated record. NCBI's taxonomy places the organism in Eukaryota, Fungi, Ascomycota, Sordariomycetes, Glomerellales, Glomerellaceae. The transcript has a single exon.